Molecule: messenger RNA, 612 nt
Organism: Adineta steineri
Lineage: Eukaryota; Metazoa; Rotifera; Eurotatoria; Adinetida; Adinetidae
Source: the annotation of a GenBank genome assembly
AUGUUAAUGGACGAUUAUAAAUAUUUAUUUAAAGUUGUUCUUAUUGGUAAUGCUAGUGUUGGUAAAACAUGUCUUGUACGUCGAUUUUGUCAAGAUGUUUUUCCUGCUGGACAAGCAGCAACUAUUGGUGUUGAUUUUUUAAUUAAAACUGUUGAAGUUGAUGGAGAAAAAAUUAAGCUUCAAAUAUGGGAUACAGCUGGGCAAGAACGUUUUCGCUCAAUAACACAAUCAUAUUAUCGAUCUGCCAAUGCAUUGAUUAUUGUAUUUGAUAUAAAUAAUCUUGCUACAUUUUCAAGUCUUCCAGAUUGGGUUCGUGAAGUAAAAGCUUAUUCAAAUAAUGAUGUUUUAUGUACACUUGUGGGUAAUAAAUGUGACAUUAAUGAACGUGAAGUUCCAACACAUGUUGCAGAACAAUUUGCUGAAAAAAAUGAUAUGUGGUAUUUAGAAACAUCUGCUAAAAAUAGUGAUAAUGUAGAGAAAUUAUUUCAAACAAUUGCCGAAGAAUUAACAAUGAAAGCAAAAGAAUCAACUAUAGGUCCAUCAGAUAGUUUAAAUUCAGCAUUUUCUAAUGGAAAUCAACAAACAAAAUCGGUGAAAUCAAAUUGUUGUUAA